Molecule: messenger RNA, 1088 nt
Organism: Armigeres subalbatus
Lineage: Eukaryota; Metazoa; Arthropoda; Insecta; Diptera; Culicidae
Exons: 3
Coding region: 1-999 (332 amino acids)
Molecular function (GO): oxidoreductase activity, acting on the CH-OH group of donors, NAD or NADP as acceptor
Source: RefSeq, a predicted model, not a curated record
AUGAUAUCUGCAUCAUCCAAGGGAAGCUUGUACGAGUUCCAGAAGCUGCCCUAUAAUCCUGCAACAGCCAGAAGAACAGGAACGAUUUUGGAAACAACAUGGCUACACUUUAGAAGAUUUUUCUUUUUAAUUCAGUUUAUGUUCAAGAGCCUCCCAAUAUGGACAGAGCUCACGUGGCAGUGGUUAAAACCACCUGCUCCGAAAAGCAUUGCUGGAUGGACGGCCCUAGUUACCGGUGGAUCCAACGGAAUCGGCAAAGUGGUGAGCUUGGAGCUGGCCAAGUUCGGAUGCAACGUGAUCAUUGCUGACAUUGACGAGGAAAAUGGUCCAAAAGUAGUCAAGGAACUGACGAUAAAGUAUCGGGUAAGGGCAGGCUAUUUCAAAACAGACGUUGCGGAUUACGAAGCGGUGGUAGAAUUGGAACGGAAAAUUCGACAGAAUUUUGGCCAAGUAGAUCUUCUGGUCAACAACGCGGGUGUUCUUCCUUUCAUGGUGCCCGAUGAGUACAGUCCGGAGAACAUUCGAAGGAUGAUGGACGUUAAUGUGUUGAGUCAUUUUUGGACCACCAAAGUGUUUUUGCCGAGCAUGUAUCAUCGAGAUCGAGGACACAUCGUGGGCAUAGUGUCCCGCUCGGCCUACACCCCGACGGGGUACAUGCGAAACUAUGCCACCAGCAAGUAUGCUCUGCGUGGCUUCAUGGAGGACCUUCACGACGAGAUUUACCACGCGGGAUUCGAGAAUAAGGUCAUUACUACAAGCGUAUUUCCGGUACUGAUCAACACCAGGAAGGAAGUGAUGGAGCAUUAUUUAGAGCUGCCCGGCUUUGAAAAUAUGUCACCGAACAGGUUGGAUGAUGCGGGAAAGGCCAUAGUGCAAGCUAUCAGAACCAAUAGGAGAAAAUUGUUCGUUCCUGACAUUUUGAAACCUUGGCAAGUGGCUCUUUUCGAAGAUUUUCCAAGAAAAAUUACCCGACUCUUGGUGAGAGAGCUGUUUAAAUGAUAAUAUGUCAAAGGUUUUUAUUCAGACUUCACUAGAUGGAAGCCAUCUCGAAUGAUACCUACUCAAAACAUUGAAAUUCUUGGUUUAUG